CGAAUGGCAACGUGGAUGAUCUUAGCCAAAUAAACAAAAAAGUAAAGGCAAAAAUGCUCUUAUUUUUCCCUAGGAAAAUUUGCAUAUGAACAACACCAGAGACCUGUCCCUGUUUGCCUACGACAGUUUAACUUCAAUUGUCAAUUGAUUUCCAUUCGCAAAUUUGAUCUUUCAGUAUCGAUAAGCCCCAAAAAUCAACUCAACGGAUCAUCACCAUCAUAAAAACCUUUUGAAACCUCCGUAAACCCUAGCUUUUAACAAUGUGCUUUGAUCCAAUUUCUUUCUGCGUUUUCCUGUACAAAUUCCACAGUACAUAGCACUAGCUAUUCAUCUGAUCGUGGCGAUGAUCAGUGCAUCGAACCAUAAUUCAAUGAUGUCUUCGUCGUCAACAACAGGCAACAACAACGCUGCCGGCAGCGGACAACAAGCGCCGGGUUUGAAGACGUAUUUCAAAACGCCGGAAGGAAGGUAUAAGCUUAAGUACGAGAAAAGUCAUCCCGCCGGUCUCCUUCACUAUGCCCAUGGCAAGUCUGUUACUCAGGUGACUCUUGCUCAUCUAAAGGAUAAACCUGUCCAUGCUCUGUCAUCUUCAUCUUCAAGUAUAGGCAUCAGUAGUGGUGUAAAAUCAGCAGCAGCAAAGUUCUUAGGUGGUGGAAAUGGUAGUAGAGCACUUAGUUUUGUUGGAGGCAAUGGUGGAAGCAAAUCUUCAAGUGGAACAACUAAAGUUGGAUCAUUAAGUUCUUCAUAUACCAAUAGCUAUACACCCAAUUCAAACUUUGAUGGAAAAGGAACUUAUUUGAUAUUCAACGUUGGUGAUGCAAUUUUCAUCAGUGAUUUAAAUUCUCAAGAUAAGGAUCCUAUAAAGUCUAUAAAUUUCAGCACUUCAAAUCCCAUUUCCCAUGCUUUUGAUCCAGAUGCUAAAGAUGGACAUGAUUUGCUCAUUGGGUUGAAUUCUGGAGAUGUUUAUUCAGUGUCAUUAAGACAACAAUUACAAGAUGGUGGAAAAAAGCUUGUUGGAGCCCAACAUUAUAACAAAGAUGGAUGUGUCAAUAACACUCGCUGUACAAGUAUUGCAUGGGUACCUAAUGGUGAUGGAACUUUCAUUGUUGCACAUGCAGAUGGAAAUAUGUAUGUAUAUGAAAAGAAUAAAGAUGGUUCAGGGGACCCUUCAUUCCCAGUUAUUAAAGAUCAAAAUCAGUUUUCUGUCUCACAUGCACGAUACAGCAAGAAUCCAAUUGCAAGAUGGCAUAUAUGUCAAGGUUCAAUUAACAGUAUUGCCUUUUCAAGUGAUGGAGCCUAUAUAGCUAUUGUUGGACGGGAUGGUUAUCUACGAGUUUUUGAUUUUAAAACCGAACAACUUAUAUGUGGAGGCAAAAGCUAUUAUGGUGCUUUAUUAUGUUGCACUUGGAGCAUGGAUGGUAAAUACAUAUUAACCGGAGGCGAAGAUGACCUUGUUCAAGUAUGGAGUAUGGAAGAAAGGAAAAUUGUUGCAUGGGGUGAAGGACAUAGCUCAUGGGUCAGCGGGGUUGCUUUUGAUUCAUAUUGGUCUGCCCCGAAUUCAGAUGGAACUAGUGAAAAUGUUGUAUAUCGAUUUGGGUCUGUUGGUCAGGACACACAAGUACUAUUAUGGGAUUUGGAAAUGGAGGAGUUGGUGGUCCCAAUGCGUAGGGCUCCCGGUGGGUCCCCAACAAUGAGCACUGGGAGCCAGUCAGCUCACUGGGACCACGCAUGGCCACCUGGCACAUUACGACCUGCACCAAGCAUGCGUGAUGUCCCAAAGCUCUCCCCUUUAGUAGUCCACCGGGUCCACACGGACCCACUCUCGGGUUUAAUUUUCACACACGAAUCCGUGCUCACUGUGUGUCGAGAAGGCCACAUCAAGAUUUGGGCCCGGCCCACUUCGUCAACCGAGCCCAAUUCUGACUCAUCACUUUCAGCCACAACUUUGAAGGAAAAGCCCAAACUUGGGUAUAGGCAAUGACAUCAUUACCGGGUUUUUUUUUUCAGGCUUUUAAAGGCACGAGUUGUGUGCUGUUAAUAAUAUAUAGCCUAACGAUGUGUGUGUGUGUGUGGUGGAAUGAAUGAGAUUAGGAUUAUAUAAAGAGGGCCUGUUUUUUUUU
Messenger RNA from Lactuca virosa, 2120 nucleotides. NCBI's taxonomy places the organism in Eukaryota, Viridiplantae, Streptophyta, Magnoliopsida, Asterales, Asteraceae. The record is from the annotation of a GenBank genome assembly.